CGAACCCUAGGCCUGACCCACUCUCCUUCUCGCGAGAAUACGAACGAUGUCCGCCCCAACAGAUCCUCCUGCACUUACCCACAAGGUCGUCGCGAUCACCACUGGCAAGUUCCACUUCCUGGCCCAGUUCGAGUCGAAUGCGCCAAAGACGGCAGCGUGGCUGACGGCCAAGAUGCCGCUGCGACACAAGCUCAUCCACGUUCGCUGGAGUGGCGAGGCCGUCUGGAUGCCCUUCGGCGACGGUGCGGCACCUGAUCUGCCCUUUGAGAACCAUACAUCCCACCCUAGCGCAGGGCAGAUUCUUGUCUACCCGGGCGGCUACUCGGAGACGGAGAUCCUGUUCUGCUACGGCGGCACGUCGUUUGCAAGCAAGAUGGGGCCCCUGGCUGCCAACCAUGUCCUUACCAUCAUCCAAGGCGCAGAACAGCUCGCCGAACUGGGCCGAACCGUUCUCUGGGAGGGAGCACAGCCCGUCCAUUUCGAGUUGCUGUCGAGCAAGCCAAGAUUGUAGAGUCAAAUGACAUGCAUGCUCCGGCUCAAAAUUGCAUUAUUGUGCAGCAAAGGAAAUGUCCUGAUCAAAGAGAUUGUUAAACCACUCGAGACCGGAAUCAUUCAUUAGU
Messenger RNA from Acaromyces ingoldii, 620 nucleotides. RefSeq lists its product as hypothetical. NCBI's taxonomy places the organism in Eukaryota, Fungi, Basidiomycota, Exobasidiomycetes, Exobasidiales, Cryptobasidiaceae. Bases 47 to 511 code for a protein of 154 amino acids. The record is from RefSeq and is a predicted model, not a curated record. The transcript has a single exon.